GGCUCAAGUAUGUUCGCGCGCGACAGUGCAUCAUCUAUUCGUAUACAAAAAAAAUAUCCAGAGAGACAUUGUAAACGGGAUAGAAAUGUUACAUGAAUAAGUAGGUACGUGGUGUGCAUACGACGUUUAUUCGUUUGUCUGCAAACUGUCAUACCGCGUACGAUCGCAGCGAUACAUCGAUGCUGACCUUUCCUUCCUUCGGUUCACAUUUUUACAUGAACAAUUUCACCGAAAAUCUUCUCUUUUCGAGAAGAAUUGUUUAAAAAACACUAUACACAAACAUACGUUUGCACUUUAUUCGGCCUUAUAUUUCCGUGUUGCGAAAUACGUAAACACUUGAUGUUGACGAGGAGCGACAGAAGCGGAGGAUAUAUAAAUAGUUUUAAAUUGAACUUUAAGGCGGCACAUCCAUGUACACUGUAAUCGAGUCAGUUUUCACGAUGUAAAUUCAAGUAUUUCAAUAAGAAAUGAGUCGACCUUUUUCGCUAUUACGUCAAGUCGCGGUUUUGACAAUUCAUGCGAAUUGGAGAAAAAGCGUUCAUCGUUAGCAUUUUAGCACGCAGAAGUAGAGAAACAAUACCGUUUUUACGAAGGUUGUAUUAACGUAGUACUUAUGUUCAUUGUCGCCGGUACAGUUGGACACGCAUGAAGAUACGACAUGAAGGUUAUACUUCGAUCACGGGAGGUAAUGUUUGUCCGAACGUUGUCACUCGUAAUCUUGGACAACAAAUGAACCAUGGAUAGAUAGUUGUAAUAAUUCGGAGGAAGUUAACGCAGAAGAUUACGUGAUGCGUGCGAUUCAAGAUUUGUCGAUAAAGUGUACAUUCCAAGAAUAUUCACGCAUCGAUUGUUCGUCAAAAUAAAUAUUUCACAAUCAUGAGCAGCAAGCACAGCCCUGGAAAAGUGACAUUGGCUAUGAUAAAAGGGAAACCUAUUACGACUUCGGUUCCUGUAAUUCAUUAUCAUGCCAGUGACGACGAACUGGAAGAAAUAUAUCCAAGUACGGACGAAGAAAAGAGACUGUCACCCGAAUUUGAAAAAAUUUUGUCCAAGAUAACCUCCUCUCCGCAAAAAUGCACCGAAAAAAGAUCUACACAGGAAUCGUGCGGUUCGGAAAACAAUUCGGAUUGUCAGUCGGUUACCGCAGAAAAUUUAAUACCUGAAGGCACACCGCCGUCUUUAGGUGCAUGGAAAAUGUUGUCAGAAAUCAAAGGGAAAAUAACUAAAACAUUCGAAGAGAAACUAUCGGAAAUAAAAAGUGACAAAAAAAAACUUUCGCAUUCUAGAGCCGAGAGUUCAAGCAUCAGUGAUUCGGAAGAUCAAGGAAGCGUUACGCCUUGCAACAAUACGAUGGCUAGCGACAAGCAAAUAAACGAAUCGAGUACACCUGUCGUUCUCCCACGAAACAAUCCGGGUAAAUAUGUAGGCUUCUCUGGAAUAAAGACAGGUCUGAAGGACAAAAGUCUGCAAGAAGAGUGCGUCGAAAGUGGCAUCGAAGCCUCGGAAUUUUCUCCCGACAUUGGCGACGACCUCGAUCCCUGCGCAGAGACGAAUGCAUCGUUCGCGAAAUCGUUGGAUAGCGACAGCUGUAUCAACAGCCGUAAACAAGUUUCCCAAGCUCACUCGACUUUACUUCUAACGCGAAGAAAUUUGAAUUUAAUCUUUUCGCAUUUGCUUAAACAACUGACUUAUCAAAUAACGUACACAUCAGUUGCUGUUUUCAUCGCAAUUUUAUGCAUUUAUUACGUUACUCCGUUACCAGAAUAUUUGAUCGGACUUGUAACUGGCGUCGUUACAACUAUAAUGUUUUACAACAUGUCGGCAAGGUUUAAAACGAUUUUGACAAGUUUACCAAAUGAAAAAUUUGUUAGCAGGCAAGUAAUACCCGUUUUAGAGAUUCCAGCAGUAGAGGAGCAUGCUGUGAUCGAGAGAUUUCAAGGCUGGAUGAACGAAUUACCCUACUGCUACGAACCAACUAAUUAUCACGUGGCCCGUACCAAAUCUGUUUUUCUUAAACUGGAGGGCAAUGUGUUGCGUAUAAUGGAAACAAGAAUGAAAAUACCAAAGAAAGCAGUCUGGGAUGAAUCGCAACACAAAUUGAAGUUUUUCAGGAAGAGAGUUUAUAAUUUGAAUGGAGCAAAAAUAGAGCUUCUUCCUUGCGGACUUGCCAGAAGACGAAGAUGGAGUAAAAAAUAUCCAAUUUGCAUAACUCUUAAGAAACGGGCACUGAUUUGUAAUGUAAUUCUGAAGGGUUCCGCAUACGACGAAUGCUACUCGACGAUUAACGGUCACGAGCAACCAAUGUCGGAAUCGAGUACAAAGGGCAUAGCUACACCGAUCGAAGCGAAGAACCAGGACGAAACGUGGCAAAAGGAAGAGGAGAAUGGAGGAGACAAAGAAAAGAGUUUAUUGGAAAAGGAGGAAGAUGCUGCAGAAUAUGACGACGACGACGACGACGAUGACAUUGAACAUUUCAAUUCCGAUUUCGACAACGAUGAAUUUGACAACGAAUAUCGAGAAGGCGAACUACAGACCUUAGAAGCUGAAAAUCCAGAAGAAGUAUGCAGAAAAGGAAAAAGGAUAAGAAGGAGAGGGAACACGAAAAAGUAUCAUAUGUAUGAAUUUGAUUACAUAGACAGGAGAAAAACGACCACGAUCAACAAUCACGACGACAGUAACCACAACCGCGGCCACAAUUACAACGAUGAGGAUGAUGGCGUAGACGACGAUGACGAUUAUUACGUCGACGAUUACGUCGACGACGGCGAGGACGAAGACGAGGACGAGGACGACGAGGAUGACGACGAGGACGAGGAGGAGGACGACGAGGAUGACGACGACGACGAGGACGACGAGGACGAGGACGAUGACGACAACGAGGAUGACGAUUACAACAAAGACAGCGACGACAAUGAGGAGAAAGAAGACGAAGACGAGGAUGAGGGAAAUGAAAUGUUAAAAGACAAGAAAAAAGUGCGGCAAGCACAAAAAUACGAGGUUGAGAAAGCUACGGAAGACGAGGAGAUGAGGAAGAGAAAGUGGAGAAGGAGAAAAAGAAGGAAGAGGAGGAAUCGGGAGAAGGGGGAAGAGAAGGCGGACAAGAAGAAGGAAGGUGAAAUUGAAGAUGAAGAUUUGGAGGACGAGGCGCGGCAGGCGAAAGGGAAGGAAAUUGAAAGAGAAGAAAAGGAAGUGUGGGAAACUGUAGGAAUGUCCCAGACUGCGCCGUCGAAGAAGAAACGUUUGAAGAAACGACGGAAUAACCGUAGACUGCGAAACCAAACAAAAAUCUUCAUUUUUGCUAGGGCUGACCGCGAGAAAGAGGAUUGGUAUAGGCGAUUGGUCUCUGCCUCGAUGCGGUGUACCAAAAAGAAGGACGCGUCAUCUUUUACGAUAUCCGAUGCAUCGUCCACAUCGAAUAUGUUAUCCACACAACGAGCCGCAACCACAGAAACGAAAUUAACCAAUAGUCCUUUUGAAAGUGUACCUGAUCUCAACUAUCACACAUACAUGGCGAAAUAUUUGGAUAUCAGCAGUUCGACUUCGGAAAACGAACAUUCUUCGCAUAUCGACAAUACGCUUUGGAUAAACUGUUUAAUAGCUCGCAUACUGUUCGAUGUACACAAAUAUCCAGAAACUGUAAACCUGAUACAGGACAAAAUACAACGGAAAUUAUCUAGUAUAAAACUACCAUAUUUUAUGGAGUGCCUUUUAGUUUCCGAGGUAGCAGUAGGUCAAGGAGCGCCCAUCAUUCGCAACGUAACGAAGCCGGUGACAAACGAGAGAGGUCUUUGGCUCGAUUUGGACAUAACGUACAAAGGAUCGUUGACUAUGACCGUUGAAACAAAACUAAACCUGAUGAAAUUGACGAAAACUGGGACGAUUGCCAAUAGCGGUGGUGGGGCAGUGGAGAGUGGUGGAGGUGACGUUACAGUUUGCCCGGGAAGAGAAAAACCGGUAACUAAAUCGCCAAUGUUCGACAGCGAUAUGGAAGACACGCCGGAAACUUCGACGGAAGACGACGAUAGUUCGCAAUUUUGUAGUCCAGCCAGAGAAAUAAAUCCACCGACACAAUCAUCCGGAAGAAAGUUUCUCAAUAUAGUAGAUAGAAUAGCUGCAAAUAAAUAUUUUCGGCACGCAACUGAACUGUCCUAUGUACGAAGAGCCAUGGAAGGUGUCUCAAACACUGAGAUUCGCUUGAUGGUUACCGUUUCAAGCAUAGAAGGUUGCCUUUCGUUAAACAUUCCACCAGCACCGUCCGACCGAUUGUGGUACGGUUUCAAACCAGUACCGAAAAUAAGUCUCACCGUGAAACCUGCAGUCGGCGAAAGAGCGGUCAAUAUCGUUUACGUAACCAAAUGGAUAGAGGACAAGUUACUCAGGGAAUUUGAAAAGCUGGUCGUUUUGCCCAACAUGGACGAUUUUGUCUUGCCAUUAUGUCCCAAUUAUCCAUAUUCGAAUAAGCGAUAAUCGCGGGAACAGAAACGAAAAUGAUGAUAGCAGCAGGAGUAGCAACAACGACGAUGAAGACGACUACAAGAAUAAUAAUAAUAAUAAUAAUAAUAAUAAUAA
Nomia melanderi (Alkali bee) is the source of this 4569-nucleotide messenger RNA. Lineage: Eukaryota; Metazoa; Arthropoda; Insecta; Hymenoptera; Halictidae. The record is from RefSeq and is a predicted model, not a curated record.